This is a messenger RNA of Suillus discolor, 610 nucleotides long. RefSeq lists its product as uncharacterized. The transcript is spliced from 3 exons. The record is from RefSeq and is a predicted model, not a curated record. Lineage: Eukaryota; Fungi; Basidiomycota; Agaricomycetes; Boletales; Suillaceae. Bases 194 to 514 code for a protein of 106 amino acids.
UCGUUAGAUAAUAGUAGUUCUACCCGUGGUCUGCGAAGAGUUUGAUUCUCUUCGCUCAAGUACCGAAUCCUAGGCCUGCUGCUUCAAGGUUACGUGUGCGUUAAGGCGAAAUUGCGACGGCCCCAGUAAUUUCAGCCUAUAAAAUACUUGUCUGUUAUGGCUUUACAUCCAAUUCACUGCAACACGUUCCUUAAUGUUCACUUCCCGCUUCACUAUCCUUACGCUGCUCACCUUCCUCGCUGGUGCCAACGCAGGAUGUGCAACGUGCAAUCGCACCUUGGAAGUCGGUACGACAAGCUACCGGUUAGUCAACAGCACCCUGCAGUCCGCCAAGGCGUACAUUUGCACCUAUGAGGAUAACGCGGGUGAUGUGGCCACCUGCGAAUACUACGUGGUAUGUGAUUUCUGGAGGUUGCACAGCUCAUCAUUUUCUUUGGCUCACUGGCCUUCAUCAGAACGGCGGCUAUUAUAUGGAUGGGGGCAACUUGUGCCAGCAUGCGUCAUCGUUAUGUGAAGUGCUUAGUGCGCGGGGACUAACGAGAGAGUAAUACUGGCAGCUAUAUGCUGGAGUCUGCCUGAUAUAUGAUACCCUUUUUUCGGUUGUGGUAUG